GGCCAAGUACCUCUAGAGAUACCCACGUAGGGGUAUUUAUCGCACGAGGUAUUGCUUCCAUCCCUUCGUUGAUCUUCUGUGCUCCUUCUUCUUGUCAUUUGUCUUUCUUUUCUCUGUACUCCAACCUUCUUGGUGCCUUUCGUUCAUCUCUCCAAUCUUUCUCUGUUUCUCUCGGAUUGCGGAUAACAUGGAGCCUUCCAUGUCACCUCAGUCCACGUUCACUCAGCCCCUUCCAUCUCCGCACACGAGAUUACCGGACGCACUAGAACUUUUAUCAAUCUGGCAACUCCUCCCCAUCGAACUCGUCCAACAAAUCCUCGACCACUUCAUCACAAACCUCCUUAUCUCCUGCCGAGCUUCCGACAUAUACUCUACCACUACAAAUGCCGCUAUCCUCAAGGAUGCUUGGUUCAACUUCCGACGGGAUAGCCUUUCCAGAUGCCAGAAGCACCUUAUUGAGCGUUAUUUUUAUAAUCACUGGCUGAACCGAGUGCGGUUCAAUAUAAACGUGCAAGAUCACAUGAUGCCCGGAAUGAGAUAUCGCUCCCUCCACGGUGGUACAUAUAUACACGCCCACAACUUUCCUGGUAUCUUCUCACCAGAUCCUUUUCGGCUCACGCCUAACGACAAUGGUGUUCUCGAGACCGGAAAGGCCACCUUCGAGUUUGUUUCCAGACCUCGAGGAAGGGACCCUCCCCGCGCUUCCAUCCUUCAUACUUGGAAUAGGCUAAUGAACGCGACCAACAAUGAGUGGCCGCUACUUCACAUUGAAGCCCCGGAUGGAACGCGUAAGGAUUCGAUUGAACUGCGUCUGGAAGGCUGGGAGGUGUCAAAGGGCGGGCUUCGCAUCAGCUUUCCGUGGAAGAAAUUGAUGACAAUGGUGAUCACCCGCAUUCUGGAGAUAUGGAAGAUGCCCCAUAGACUCAGUUUUGGUUGGGUGGGUAUUUCUACCUCAGGUGACAUUGGAUGUUCAUGUUGCCUGGUACUUCUCAUUUAUACCAAAAUGCAUUUAGUUGUGACACGGAUCAGUUAUUGUAUGAUUGUGCUAGACACAUUCUCGACAGGAAGGGUCUGCAGAUGGUACAAGAUUGAAAGGGCUUCUGGUUUGCGUGGCCAGAUUGUCAUUUGUUAACGGACUUGUUGAUGGCGAGGGAAAGCUGAAUGCCGUGGGAUAGUACAGGCCUCUGAGGGAUCGGUGGUAGCAGUAAUGCACAAUGAGCAGGAGUUAGUUGGAAUUGGCAGGAACAGAGCCAAACUUCCUUACAG
Molecule: messenger RNA, 1266 nt
Organism: Neurospora crassa OR74A
Lineage: Eukaryota; Fungi; Ascomycota; Sordariomycetes; Sordariales; Sordariaceae
Exons: 3
Coding region: 188-1132 (314 amino acids)
Source: RefSeq, a predicted model, not a curated record